Messenger RNA from Protopterus annectens (West African lungfish), 1679 nucleotides. RefSeq names its product activating transcription factor 1 (gene ATF1). The coding region runs from base 1 to 558 and encodes 185 amino acids. Lineage: Eukaryota; Metazoa; Chordata; Ceratodontiformes; Protopteridae. Gene Ontology annotation, molecular function: RNA polymerase II cis-regulatory region sequence-specific DNA binding; DNA-binding transcription factor activity, RNA polymerase II-specific. Gene Ontology annotation, biological process: regulation of transcription by RNA polymerase II. The transcript has 8 exons. Gene Ontology annotation, cellular component: ATF4-CREB1 transcription factor complex; nucleus. The record is from RefSeq and is a predicted model, not a curated record.
AUGCACCAAUACAUUUCAUCUUUAAAGCAUCAUGGUGUUUUAAAUGAUUUUAUUUGUGUUGUAGUUACUAUAGCACCCAAUGGAACUAUCCAGCUUGCAACUCCGGGCACUGAAGCAGUGCAGGGUCUUCAGGCAUUAACGAUGACAAAUGCUGGCAGCAAUCAGCAAGGAACUACAAUUCUGCAGUAUGCACAGACUGCUGAUGGACAGCAGAUACUGGUACCCAGUAAUCAGGUUGUUGUACAGACUGCUUCAGCAGAUUUGAAUCAUUACCAGUUCAGAGCUCUGCCCUUUAGUCUCACCUCAGCCCCCAAGGAAUAUGUCUCAACUUCCCCCUUGGUACUUGCCUCAAAUACCUCAUCUACUCCAGAUCCGAGGCUGGUGCAAGAGGUAUACAGGUUGAGUAAGAGUCAAGAAGCAGCCAGAGAGUGUCGUAGAAAAAAGAAAGAGUAUGUCAAAUGCCUAGAAAACCGUGUUGCUGUUCUGGAAAAUCAAAACAAAACUUUAAUCGAGGAGCUCAAGACUUUAAAAGACCUUUACUGCCACAAAACAGUGUAAUAGUGGCAGGGAUUGUGUACCACUGACUGAAUCUUGGGCUGGGGAUUUUUUAUACUGAAUUUUAAAACUGGUAAAUGGGACAGCGAUGAAAAGCCAGAAAAGAAGAAAAAAGCAAAAACAUUAGAGAUCCUUCUAAGACCCAUCUAACAAAAUGGGUUAGUGAUCUGUCCAGUAUGGCAUUGGUGAAGAGAAGGGCAGCAUAGGGCCUUCACACACUGAGCAAAGGAUUCUACUGUUACUCUUGGACCUGUGUGAAAAUUAAGACUGGGCUCUCACCCCUUAACAUGAGCAGUCAUUUUGGGAACAAACUUGGAAAGCUACUUUGGCCACCUAUACUGCCUUUGAUCUUGAACAGUGAUGUAAUAUGCAAUAUGUAUUUAUACCUGAACAAUUUUUUCCUUGUGACUUGCAGUAUUUUAAAAGUGUACAAACACAGAUUUUACUACAUGAAUAUAUAAAGUCCUUGCCAUUGGCUGAAUGUUAAUUUUCAGUGGCAUAGACCACAGAGCCUGAGACUUUAGAAAAAGUAUAUGUGAAAGGAAUUCCCCUGUAGUCACUAGAUUUAAAAAGUGACCAUGAAGAGCAAUCGCUUUGUAAGCGGUAGACAGUAAGUGUGCUUAUCCCAGUUUCUCUCAUGCUCUUUUUUUCAUUUAGAAGCGGAUUGCUGUUUGUAUUGUUGCAGUGUUCCUUUUUAAUGCAGCAGCUGGGAACACCGUGUUGCAGUGCAUUUAACAAACUCUCUUGCACAGUAUUUAACUAUACGUUAACACACACGAUUCCUGUGCAGGAUUUGCUACAAUACCUGUUCCCUGAAUAGAAUCUUUGUUUACUUAUUGCAGAUUGCCAUCAGUUGUGACCUUUAACUGUAUACUAUUUUAUGAAUUUCAGUUGUGUUUGCAUAAACUAUUAUAGGAUUCUGAGGCAGAGUGGGCAUCCAUCAUUUACUGGACCAGGAUACGGUAAGGAAAAAAAGACAAAAAGUUUACACUGUGGGGUAACCUGCAAGCUCUCUAUUGUUUUGCUUAUGCAUGAAGCUGCUUGGAGCAGAUCUUCAUGCUUUGUAAUAUACAGGUUUUUGCACAGGUAAAUGAUUUAAUAAAAUACCCAAGUUGUGUACUGAG